CAAGCAAUUGAAAAAAUAAAUACAAUUCUCACUGAUCCGGAUAAUUUAAGAAAUAUCGAUUUAAAUACUCUGGCUGGUGGUAAGUAUCGGAAUUGGGAAAAUGAUAUUAUGGGAUUAAACACGGCUGACGAAGCGAACGAUUACUUAAAUGCUUUUUCAGCCGCUUUAAAAGAAAAAGGAGUUGAGGAAAAAGAGGAAGAGGAGAAAGAAAAAAAUGAUAAUUCCUCCGACCAUUACUCUCAGAAAAAUGAUAAUGUUAUUGAUGAUAAAACCAAAAAUUUCAUUAGCAAUUUGCCCUUGCCCUCGGCCAAAAAUGUGGCUAAAAGUAAAAUCUUGGAAUUAUUCAAAAAAUACCGACCUGAUUUGGAAAAGUUAAAGGAAAUCUGA
Racocetra persica is the source of this 387-nucleotide messenger RNA. The record is from the annotation of a GenBank genome assembly. Lineage: Eukaryota; Fungi; Glomeromycota; Glomeromycetes; Diversisporales; Gigasporaceae.